Molecule: messenger RNA, 890 nt
Organism: Halichondria panicea
Lineage: Eukaryota; Metazoa; Porifera; Demospongiae; Suberitida; Halichondriidae
Product: U8 snoRNA-decapping enzyme-like
Exons: 3
Coding region: 145-774 (209 amino acids)
Biological process (GO): sno(s)RNA catabolic process; mRNA catabolic process
Cellular component (GO): nucleus
Molecular function (GO): phosphodiesterase decapping endonuclease activity; snoRNA binding
Source: RefSeq, a predicted model, not a curated record
UCGAUCAAAGCAGCGGCGGUAAGUCUGUCCCUAGGCCGAUUUGAUUGUAAUGGAACGCUGGUUAACCUUGUGUUCCGUUCCAUUAGAAACAAAUUGGUUAGUUUUUAAUUUGAUCCUGAUGAAAUUUUAAUAUAUUGUAUUGGUAUGGAGAGCUACACAGAGGUCUCAAGAGGUAGUGAUCCUGCAGAUGUGCUGACACAGUUCCCUGACUUCAGUCAUGCUGCUCAUCUGAUGGUGUACUGCAAGUGGCCUGGGAAACUGUUUGGAAAGUACGAGUACAAAGCCGUGGCAAUGAUGCAGAUGAGGUUUGACGGCAUGCUUGGUUUCCCAGGGGGUGUGGUCGACGAGGGGGAAACCCCUCAACAAGCCGUAACCAGGGAAUUCAAGGAGGAGGUGGGCUGUGACGAUGGAAUGGUUACCAUAACAACAGCAGACCACAUCUGCACACACUACUCACACCACACACGACUGUGUCUACACUUUUUUGCUAAAGAAGUUACUCGCGACGUUUAUUUGAAUCUUGAAAAAUCUGCACUCACAGCAAAAGAUUGGGGAAAAGAGGUAUUUGGAGUGAUCCGAGUGCCCCUAUAUACUCUACCCAAUGGACUGGGAUUGCCAGGAUUUCUGAAGAAUGCAUUUAUAGGAAAUUCUUUAAUGCAACUUGGCCUGAGUUUAACUCGAGGGGGGCUACUAACUGAGGGAGAGUGGGCGGAGGCUCUUAGUACGAGCAGUCAUGUGACUGGACUUGUUAAAAAGGAAGAAAUUGACUAUUAGAAUUAUUUAUUCUAUUACUGAAUUAUUAUUUUAUUACCUUAAUUACCACGCACACUGCACUAUAGUCUGACAGCUGUAUGCUGCAUUGACAGAAAGAUUUAUUUUUUAAAUUGCAA